Chenopodium quinoa (quinoa) is the source of this 3046-nucleotide messenger RNA. RefSeq lists its product as uncharacterized. The transcript is spliced from 4 exons. The record is from RefSeq and is a predicted model, not a curated record. Gene Ontology annotation, biological process: regulation of gene expression. Gene Ontology annotation, cellular component: peroxisome. Lineage: Eukaryota; Viridiplantae; Streptophyta; Magnoliopsida; Caryophyllales; Amaranthaceae. The coding region runs from base 277 to 2073 and encodes 598 amino acids. Gene Ontology annotation, molecular function: RNA nuclease activity.
AGCGCGAAGGAAGGGGGGAAGACAUAAUAGAAAUCCAAAGAGCACGUCAGGAUGUCAAAAUCGAAAGAGGACCGGAGUCGUCUGAGAGAAUCCAUUCCAAUCCAUUCAUCCAUCCACCAAUAAAAAUAGAAAUUGAAAGAGUGAGUAGACUAGUCUCUCUCGUAGCAGUUUGUACUUUUAAACAGAAGAAGCAACCCUAGAGAGUAGAGAUUAGAGAAGCGAAAGCUCAUCGCAGCCAUUCGAUUCGAUGGGAGGAGAGGAGGGGGCGGAUCAGUGAUGAAUAACAGGGCCGAUUCCGACUACAGAAAGGCGAAGACGUCGGUUUGGUGGGAUAUCGAAAAUUGUCAAGUUCCUAAAGGAUGCGAUCCACAUUCAAUUGCACAAAACAUUACUUCUGCACUUAUCAAAUUGGAUUACGGCGGUUCCGUCUCCAUUUCUGCUUACGGCGACACCAACCGUAUUCCUUCUUCCAUUCAACACGCCCUCUCCUCCACCGGCAUCUCCCUCAAUCACGUUCCUGCUGGUGUUAAAGAUGCCAGUGACAAGAAGAUUCUAGUUGAUAUGCUCUUCUGGGCUGUUGACAACCCUGCCCCUGCUAAUUAUCUCUUAAUUUCUGGCGAUCGUGAUUUUGCAAAUGCCCUCCACCAGCUGCGUAUGAGAAGAUACAAUAUUCUUCUUGCCCAACCCUUUAAAGCCUCUGCCGCCCUUGUUGCUGCAGCUAAAAGUGUGUGGUUGUGGACUAGUCUGGUAGAUGGUGGCCCUCCUCGUACCGGAAAUGACUCCCCUCCACCCAACAAUGGUAAUCAUGAUUCUUCUAAUAACAAUAAUUACUUCAACCCCCAAAUGCCCGAUAACCACCUUAUUCCCGAACCUGUUCAUUUACAUGCCAAACAUCCCAUUGCUACUCCGAAAUUUGACAACUCUGGGAGAAUUGGGGCAGGAGAUACUAAAUCGAAACCUACGUAUGUCCGCAAGACCUCAAACCAGUCAAGUCUGCAAAAGGCCCCUAGCAUGCCUUCCGGGGUUCUAGAAAGUCAGUUUGCUUCCGGCGGCUUCCCCAGCAAUCUUGAAUCUUCUGCUCGAAGUAAGUCUGAUUUCAUCUCAAAUCAACGAGUUCAAUAUCCCUAUCCAUCUAGGCCAAGCAGUGCUCCUAUACAUUCUAAUUCCGCAGCUGGAAAUGUGUAUCCGCCUGCUGCAGGCAACUUCUAUACACAUCCUUCACCGUCCAGAUCUGAAGGUCCGCCUAUCUCAUCAGCUCCUUUCACUAGUGCCCCUGAUAUUGGUAAACUAAGCAUAUCUGAACACCCAAAUUAUGUCCGAAAUCCUUCUAGUUUUCCACAGCAAGUUAGGGGAGAGAUUAAGCAUAAAGCGCACAGGUAUUCGAAUUCUGAGAAUCGUAAUCCACCCAACAAAGGCCCUAAUAUGAACACAAACCACUCCUCUCACCGAAAUGGACAAUUAUCUGUGCCUCCGUCUACUUCAUCAGCCUUGCCAACUGCCAAUGUUGUUUCAGGCACAGCAUCACCUCCCUCUGAAUAUGAGCAGGGUCUUGCUGGGGUUAUCUUGCUUGCUUUAGACAGCCUUAGAAAAGAAAAUAUUGCACCCACAGAGGAAAAUAUAACUGAUUGUAUCCGUUUUGGAGAUAAUUCAAAGCACCAUAAUACUGACGUGAGGAAGGCCUUGGACUGUGCCAUUAAACAGAACAUGGUAGAUAAACUACAGCUGGGUCAAGUUCAGCUAUAUGUGAUAAAGAGUCAAGGGGUAUGGAAUUGUAUAAAUCCAAUGAGUGGCUACCUUAACGACUACUCUAAGGAAACAUGGGAUAAAGUUCGUGAGUUUCUUAUUUCUACUAAAGGACGAUCCGCUAUAAUUGCUUCUGUGUGCAGGUAUGAAGCUGCAUUAGUCUUGAAAAAUUCAUGCCUGCGAGAUUUAUCUCUGGGGCAUGUGCUCCAGAUACUGAACAUGUUAAUUACUAAAAAACAGUGGAUCAAACACUCUACACCAGGAUGGCAGCCAAUUACAAUUUCAUUAACCCAGGGUGAUGGUGUGACAACUAAUGAAGCUGGUCCUUGAUUGAAAGAUCUAUUAAUAGGCGAUGGAAGGUAGUAUCCAAGUGGUAAUUUAUUUACCACCAUAUUUUCAUUUCUUUCGUUGGUGGACUAGGAAAAGGCCCACUUAUAGGUGCUUUGUAGUUUAUUUAAGGGAUAUGGGUUUUAGUUUGCAAGGUUGGUUGGAUGAUACAAGUAUAUUUUGCGUUUAUCUGUGGAAGCUUUUAUCUUCCUUACACAAGAGGAAAGAGUACUUGGCAGUUUUCUCAGAGAAUUAAGUUUCAAAGGUGCGAGAGUGUACCAUUACGUAUAUUUUACUCCUCCAAAGUAGGAGUAUAGGUUCUGGACUUCAAUAUAAGUUAUUGAGGCAUUUAACAUUUGCGUCAGGCGCAUCAGCUUAUAGGAUAUGGACUAUGGAGCCAGCUCUGGAUAUCAGUGGAAAAAGAUCAAGCAAGUAUGAUGGAGACCUGAAGUAAAAACAAAAUUGCUCUUUUAGAUUUUUUAGUAUAAAAAAGGUUUGCUGUUUUUGUUGAUAACAAUAUGCUUCUUGCCUUCUUAUGACUGGUUCCCUCUAUGGACUCAUCAUAAAGCUCUGAGGCCAUUUCUGUUGAAGCUUGGGGCAAGGUAGAAGUUUAAGUAAAUGAAGAAGGAAGCUAUAUUUGAACAAUUUUGUGGAUAGCCCAAGAUGAUGGACAUGAUUAAAGCUUGCUGGCACAUUGAGCACUCUGAUGGUUUUUGUGCAAACUUGUUGCAUAUACUGUAUUAAAUCUUAGGUAAGGUUAAUGUAUUGGCGUUUCAGCUGAAAGUUUUUUCCGCAAGACUCUGUGAAAUCCAUUGUAUCUGUAUUGAUGCUUAUGAUUCCCUUUUUCUCUGCCUUUUUUUUAUUUUUUUUUUAAUGUUAAUGCGUUACUAAAUGUAAUUUAUCGUAUGAUUUUAACAUUGAUCUUGUUACUGGUUUGUUGGAUGCUCAAUGUCAGUGCCUUGUUUGGUUAGAUUGA